Molecule: messenger RNA, 4572 nt
Organism: Symbiodinium natans
Lineage: Eukaryota; Dinophyceae; Suessiales; Symbiodiniaceae
Source: the annotation of a GenBank genome assembly
AUGCGGGAGCGGCUGAAGUCCAAGGAGGGCCGUCUGCGAGGCACCCUGAUGGGCAAACGUGUAGACUUCUGUGCACGGAGCGUCAUUGGCGGCGACCCGAAUCUGGACACCGAGCAGGUCGGCGUCCCAAGGUCUGUGGCUUUGAACUUGACCUUCCCAGAGCGUGUCACUCCGUUGAACGCCAACUGGCUAAAGGAGCUGGUCGUCAACGGGCCAACCACCUGGCCGGGCGCAAGGUACAUUAUCCGUGACGACGGGACUCGCAUUGACCUGCGGUACAUCGGCGACCGGAAAGCGAUAGAGCUGCAGUUUGGUUGGCGCGUAGAACGCCAUAUGCUAGAUGGCGACUACGUCAUCUUCAAUCGACAGCCAUCACUGCACAAGAUGAGCAUGAUGGGCCACAGGGCCAAGGUCAUGCCAUUCUCUACAUUGCGAUUCAACCUUGCUGUGACGUCGCCCUACAAUGCAGAUUUCGAUGGAGAUGAGAUGAACCUGCACUUAGCCCAGUCGCAAGAGACCCGCGCGGAGAUCAAGCACAUGAUGCUGAACCCGCGACAGGUCGUGUCGCCUCAGGGCAACAAACCCGUGAUGGGCGUCGUGCAGGACAGCCUCUUAGCAACAGCGAAGUACACCAAGCGGGACACAUACAUGGAGAAGGAUCUGUGCAUGAACAUCCUCAUGUGGCUGCCUGUCUGGGAUGGUCAACUUCCCAUUCCAGCGAUCCUCAAGCCGAAGAUGCUUUGGACAGGCAAGCAGAUCCUGUCCAUGCUUCUGCCCAAGACGUUGUCAAUGAAGCGCGAUGCAGCCAUCGCGUCCAAGAACAAGAAGGAUGAGAUGGAUUUCGCAGCGAGCGAUUGCAGGGUGCUCAUCGUCAACGGCGAGCUGUUGAGCGGGAUCGUUUGUAAGAAAACCAUCGGCUCCUCUGGCGGCUCUUUGCUCCAUUUGGUGUGGCUGGACAGUGGGCCGGAGUGGUGUCGCAACGUGCUUUCCUACAUCCAGAAGAUGGUGAAUCAGUGGUUGACACACAAUGGGUUCUCCUGUGGCGUGGCAGACAUCAUUGCCAACGACCAGACACUGCUAAGUGUGGAGAAGACCCUGAAACAGGCCAAGAAAGAGGUCCGAGCGCUGCUGGCAGAUGCGCAGCGCGGGAGGCUGGAGACGCAGCCCGGGAAGACCAUGUACCAGUCUUUCGAGGCAAAGGCAAACCAGCGGCUGAACUCUGCCCGCGAGGACGCCGGCAACAUCGGGGCGAGCUCGCUGGAUGAGCGCAACAAUAUCAUCUCCAUGGUGAAUGCUGGCUCUAAAGGGUCUCCUCUGAACAUUGCCCAGAUUGUGGCCUGUGUGGGCCAGCAGAAUGUGGAAGGUGCCCGUAUCAGGUAUGGAUUCAACGAGCGGACGUUGCCCCACUUCACCAAGGACGACUAUGGUGCGGAGGCUCGGGGCUUCGUGGAGAACUCUUACCUGGCGGGCCUGACACCGCAAGAGGUCUGGAUGCAUGCCAUGGGAGGCCGCGAGGGAGUCAUCGACACGGCCUGCAAGACCUCGGAAACCGGGUACAUCCAGCGUCGCCUCGUGAAGUCCAUGGAGACGUUGAAGGUGGCCUACGAUGGUACGUCUCGCAACGCCUGCAAUGACAUCAUCCAGUUCCUCUAUGGUGAGGAUGGUAUGGACGGCCUUUGGAUCGAGGAUCAGACACUGGACAUCAUGACUUACGACAACCGCAAACUUGAGAACACCUUCCAGCACAAGUAUACCGAUGCAGACUAUGGGCUCGGAUGGCUUCCAACGGAAGUCUUGGAGGACAUCAAGGGCAGCUUUGAGCACCAGCAGCUUCUCGACAAGGAGUGGGACCAUCUGAAACUCAUCAAGCAUCGGAUCUGCAGUGAGGUGUACCCCGACGGUGAGACGAAGCAGCACAUCCCCAUCAACAUCUCGAGGCUGCUGGACAGGGCUCGCAACCGCAUCACUGAUGAGGAUGGCUCUGAAAAGCAAGAGAGGUAUACACCCAUGGAGAUCGUCACAAAAGUGGAAGAACUGAUGAAGCAGUUGGAGGUGACACGAGCCAUUGCCGAAGGCGAUACCAUCGGGCGUGAAGUGGAAGACAACGCGAAGAUCGUCCUCAAUGCGCACCUCCGGUGCGCGCUGGCCUCACGGAAGAUCCUGGAGAAGGAGAAGCUUUCCAAGCAGUCCUUCGACUGGCUGGUCGGCGAGGUCAAGCAGAAAUUCAUGAAGUCCCUCGUUCAUCCAGGUGAAGUGAUUGGGACGUUGGCAGCGCAGAGCGUCGGUGAGCCCGCGACGCAGAUGACACUGAACACCUUCCACUUCGCCGGGGUUGGUGCCAAGAACGUCACACUCGGGGUGCCCCGCUUGAAGGAGCUGAUCAAUGUGGCGAAGAAGGUGAAGACGCCUUCCCUGGCUGUAUACCUGAGCGGGGACCUGGGUCAGAACCAGGAGCGCGCCAAGGAUGUGCAGAGCAUGCUCGAGCACACGACCCUUGAGAAGGUGACCUCCUUCACCCAGAUCUUCUGGGAUCCUGAUCCAGAGAACACGUUGGUUGAGGAGGAUCAGGAGUGGGUCUCCCUGUACUACGAGCUCCCAGACGAGGAUGAAAACCCUGCUCGCUGUGGGCCAUGGCUGCUGCGCAUCCAGCUCAGCAACAAGGUCAUGACGGACAAGAAGCUGACGGUGCGCGAGGUGGGAGAGCGCAUUCUGGGCGAUUUCCAGAAUGACCUUGACUGCAUCUUCACGGAUGACAAUGCUGAGGAGCUGGUGCUGCGGAUCCGGCUUCUGAAGGCUGAGGCUUGUCACGCUUGCCAUGACCUGUUCCUGCGCCAUCGGAGCACCAUGGAGCCCGUGCCCAACAGUGAACUGGAGUACUUAUUCGGCGUUUCGGCCUAUCGUCAAGGCUGUGCUUCAGUGACCGAGGCACCUGGGCCCUAUGACCCGCGGGACGAUACCGAAGAUAAGAACUUCAAAUUCCUGAGGACGAUCGAGUCAAACAUCCUGAAAGAGAUGACCUUGAAAGGCAUCGAGGGCAUCAAGAAGGUCUUCAUGCGUGAGGACAAGGUGACCAAGUACGACGAGCGGACUGGAAAGUUCGAGCGGUCCCAGGAGUGGGUGCUCGACACGGACGGAGUCAACAUGGAAGAGGUCAUGCAGCUUGAAGAGGUGGACUUCAAGCGCCUGCAAAGCAACGACAUCGUUGAGAUCCUCAACGUCCUGGGCAUCGAGGCAACACGGAAGGCGUUGCUUUUCCACGUUCGAAUGGUGAUCUCCUUCGAUGGGUCUUACGUCAACUACCGACACCUGGGCACGAUGUGCGACGUCAUGACGAAUCGUGGGCACCUCAUGGCGAUCACACGCCAUGGUGUGAAUCGCACGAACAUGGGCCCGCUGAUGAAGGCAUCGGUGGAUUCUGAGACGGCUGUUGCUGUGGCUCAUGAUCGCGAAGAGGCCGUGCUGCCGCAGACGGACUCCACCUACCAAGGCUGCCAAACUGCGAAGAACCGGGCCUGCGUAGAAAUCUGUCACAACAAGGUUGAGAUCUUGAUGGAUGCAGCCAUAUACCACGAGACGGACCACAUGCGGUCGGUGUCCGAGAACAUCAUCUUUGGCCAGCUGGUCCCAAUUGGUACUGGGAGCUUCGACGUCCACAUGGAUGACAUGAAGACUGCGGAUCCAGAGAUGAACCACCAAUCCCUUUGUUCCCUGGACCACGCCACCGAUGCAUGGGCAGGAAAAAACUUCGCAGCAUGGUUCACAGAUGAAGGGACUGACAGGAACACAAACUCUUUGGACCAAAAGCUGCGCCAGUACUACGCCGUGAACACCCCGGAGCCGCACCUGGAGGAGGAUGAGUUUGAAGACAACGUGCAACUCCCAGAACUUCCGCUUACAGUCUUCGAGAAUGCCGAUGACUAUGCUGAAACUCCACAGGAGAACGAGGCCAUGAUCGAUGGUCUGUUCCCUACAACCGGAGGCAAGCUGCGUGCUUGUCCCCAGGUGUCGCCAGACAGCCCGGGUGAUCUGGGAGAAGGCGACGCCUCGGGCAACAACACCCUAUGGCGGGUGCCCUUCCACGCUGGAGAUUUUGCCGUUGUUGUUCGUGAGGUGGUUCCUUCGGACAUCACCAUCGUUGAGGAGAAGAAGACGAUCGGAAAGCGCAAAUUGAUGCCCUGGGAGAGCACCGGUCUGCUCGGAAUGGCCCCCAUGAUCCAUUUGCACUACAGCAAGCUGGACAAGGGCGACAAGCGCAAGAUCCUCUCCCGCAAGUUCGAUCCAGAUGACGUCUCCGAAGCUAACCAGAUCUGCAUCCGUCGACAGGAGUCCGUUCGGAAGGAGGUGGUGGCCACGAACUUCAUGUGGGACACCGCGCUUGGCAUGGCUGGGCUGACGUGGUGGUCCUUCCGCAGGUACAACUACCAAUCGCGCCUCGUUGCGCUGCCCUUCAUCUUCUAUGGUGGAACCUUCGUUGGACGUGUGAUUGGCGACAUCGUCACAGGCCGGAACGCCGAGUUCAGCCGUGAUCGCUUUUUGGGCCAGCUGCCUGCCAAGGUGUACUACAACAACUGA